Messenger RNA from Micromonas commoda, 2399 nucleotides. Its product is annotated as oxidase. The coding region runs from base 592 to 2301 and encodes 569 amino acids. The record is from RefSeq and is a predicted model, not a curated record. The transcript has a single exon. NCBI's taxonomy places the organism in Eukaryota, Viridiplantae, Chlorophyta, Mamiellophyceae, Mamiellales, Mamiellaceae. Gene Ontology annotation, molecular function: oxidoreductase activity.
GCGAGGAUGACGAGGGACGGGCGGGGGUCAACAGGCGUCGCGACGCGACGUUUGGAGGAAUUUUAACAUCACGACCAACGGUUCCCCCCGGGGGGUUGCUCCCGGGGUGAGAGGGAGAACUCCGGCGCCCCGCCCCAAGCCCCGCCGGUGCGCGCGGGGGGAAUAUCGGGUCACGCUCGUACCUCAAGAGCGGCGAUGCGGGUCCGAGCCAGCCUCUCGCGGUCGUUCGCGGCGCUCUCGCGCGCCCUCCAUCGCGCCGCGUCCCUCUCCCGCUCGGCGCGCUCGUGCGCGAGGUGGUUCGCGACCGUCUCGAGCUCCUCCCUGAGGCGGUCGGAUUCGAGCUCCGCCUGCCGCAGUCGCUCGCGCUCCCUCGCAGCCAUGGCGUCGGUCCACGCCCGUGCGUGCGAACGCCGCGGAAGGGCCGUGGACGGGGCAGCGCACGCGCAGUGUGACCGUCCGCAACCUUCCGUCCAGUGUGGAAAAAAAAUUGAUCGCCCGCGCCCUUCCUCGGCACAAGUACGCACGAGGUGCGUGCCGACCCGUGCACAGAGGCUGAGCCACCCACUCACACACGAACCCGGGUCGAGUGAAAUGCAAGCCGCGCACGCGCGUCUUCGCGCGCAUGUUCCACGCCGGACGCCGUCGCGCUCUUCGAACGCGCACCGGCGACGCGCGCUGCGGGUGCGGGCGGCGUCCGCGAAGGAUAAGGACGACGUCAUCGUCAUCGGUGCCGGGUGGGGCGGGCUGGCGGCCGCGAAGUGCCUGUGCGAGGCCGGAUGCUCGGUGACGCUCAUAGACGCCAUCGAUGAUCCCACCGGGGCGACGCCGAUGCUGACGAAGACCGGCAAGCCGUUCGAGCCCGGCACGCGCGGGUUCUGGAAGGACUAUCCCAACAUCGUCAGCUUGACGCGCGAGCUCGGCAUCGCCGAGGACGAGGCGUUCACGGAGUUUACCCCUAGCGCCUUCUGGUCCCCCGACGGCCUCGAGGCGACCGCUCCCGUCUUCGGCGACUCCCUCGCGCUUCCAUCGCCCCUCGGUCAGGUCUUCGCCACCUUCGACAACUUCAAGAGGCUCCCCCUCGCCGAUCGAGCAUCCAUGGUCGGCCUGCUCUACGCCAUGCUGGACCUCAACCGCGACGAGGCGACGUUCGAGGCGUACGACAGGCUCACCGCGCACGAGCUCUUCAUACGCAUGGGUCUGAGCAAGAGGCUCGUCGACGAUUUCAUCCGUCCCACUUUACUCGUCGGCCUGUUCAAGCCCCCCGAGGAACUCAGCGCCGCCGUCGUGAUGGAGCUGCUGUACUAUUACGCCCUGGCGCACCAGGACUCUUUCGACGUGCGAUGGAUCAAGACCAAGUCCAUCGCGGAGGUGCUCAUCGCGCCCUUAUGCGCGAAGCUGCAACGCGAGUACGGCCUGAAGGUGAUGGGCGGGACGUUCGUGAAUGAAGUGGACGUCGACGAGGGUGAGAGACGCGCCACCGCCGUGCGUUGGGUGAACAAGAGCGGCGAGGAGGGCGAGUUGGCGGGUGCCGACGCCGUCGUCUUCGCGUUGGGCGCCAAGGGCAUGAAGAGCGUCGUGUCGAACUCCCCGACGCUCGCGCGCGUGGCUCCCGAGUUCAGCGCGGCGGCGAGCCUCGGCGCCAUCGACGUCGUGGCGGUCCGGCUCUGGCUCGACCGCUUCGUCGCCGUCGAGCACCCCGCCAACGUCUUCUCGAGGUUCGAAGAGCUCAGGGGCGCGGGGGGCACGUUCUUCAUGCUGGACCAGCUGCAGAAGGACACCGAGGUGGAGCUGUGGGGCGGGAACGAGCCGCGCGGAUCCGUGGUCGCGUCGGACUUUUACAACGGCACCGCCAUCGCGUGCAUGAGCGACGAGGACAUCGUGGGCCUGCUCACGGAGCGGCUGUUACCGGCGGCUGUGCCCGGAUUUGCUGGGGCCAAGGCGCUCGACUACGAGGUUCGAAGGUAUCCCGGCGCGGUUUCGUGGUUCUCGCCGGGAUCGUACCCCAAGAGGCCGCCGCUGGAGACGUCGAUCGCGAACAUAGUGUGCGCGGGUGAUUGGGUUCGGAUGGGUGAGGCGGAACACGGCGCGAAGGGUCUGUGCCAGGAGCGCGCCUACGUCUCGGGCUUGGAGGCGGGAAACUCGCUUUUAAGGCGCGGGGUGGUGCGCGGGGGGGCGGGGCGAGGCCAUCCGGUGAUACCGAUCCGGCCGGACGAGGCGCAGGUGGUGUUCGGAAGGGCGCUGAACAAGCAAUUCAUGGACGCGGUCACGCCGUUCGGCCUGGCGUCGCCGUGGAUACGCUAGCUGAGCUACUAAGUUUAGGGCAUCAGAUGGGCAAUCGUAGCGGCUUUGGUCACGAAAUAACUGAAAAUUAAAUAUCAUCAUCAGUCCGCGGUCUUGCU